CAGGGAUGGAGCGGUUCCUGGCUCUGAUGCGGCUGCUGAACCGCAGGAGGAGAGGGAGGAGGUACCGGCCCGACGAAGAUUACCAGGAAGGAUACGAAGACGUUUACUACUACAACACACUGAUGAAUGACGGGCCGUACACCAAAUACUCCGGGUCUCGACCACCGGACGGAGCGCUGGCCGUCAGGAGGCAAAGUAUUCCAGACGAGUUCCGGGGCUCCACGCUGGUGGAACUAACCAAGAAGGAGGGGACGACGCUGGGCCUGACGGUGUCCGGGGGCAUCGACAAGGACGGCAAGCCCCGGGUCUCAAACCUGCGCCAGGGAGGCAUCGCUGCCAGGAGCGACCAGCUGAACGUGGGCGACUACAUCCGCUCCGUCAACGGCAUCAACCUGUCCAAGUUCAGACACGACGAGAUCAUCAGCCUGCUGAAGAACGUGGGGGAGCGGGUGGUGAUGGAGGUGGAAUACGAGCUCCCGCCUGUCUCCGUCCAGGGAUCCGGGCUGGUCUUCAAGAACGUGGAGGUCACGCUGCACAAGGAAGGAAACAGCUUCGGCUUCGUCAUCCGAGGUGGAGCCCACGAGGACAGGAACAAGUCCCGCCCCAUCGUCGUGACGACCACCAGGCCAGGAGGGCCGGCUGACAGGGAGGGAACCAUCAAGCCCGGGGACCGGCUGCUGAGCAUCGACGGGAUCCGUCUCCAUGGCAACACGCUGGCCGAGGCCUCCAGCAUCCUGAAGCAGUGUGGACAGGAAGCUACGCUGCUGGUGGAGUACGACGUGUCCGUCAUGGACUCUGUGUCCUCGGCCUCCGGCCCGCUGCUGGUGGAGGUUGCCAAGGCAACGGGCUGCAGUCUGGGCCUGGCUCUGUCCACGUCCAUGUUCCUCAGCAAGCAGGUGAUCGUCAUCGACAAGGUGAAGCCGGCGAGCAUCGCAGACCGGUGUGGAGCCCUCCAUGCCGGCGAUCACAUCCUGUCCGUGGAUGGAAAGUCGAUGGAGUUUUGUUCUCUGGCUGAAGCGACUCAGCUGCUUUCAGCGACAUGUCAGACGGUCCGGCUGGAGAUCCUGCCCCAGCACCAGGCCCUGAACGCACCGCAGUCAGUCAAGGUGCAGCGUAGUCCCCGCCCCCUCCCCUGGGAGACCGGAGGCUCCGCCCCCAUCCUCCCCCCCUACCACUACAACACCUACCACCCCGACCAAUCAGGAGCCAGAUCCCACAGCCGGCACGCCACCAACCCUCCCCUCAGCCACUCGUUCUCCCCCGGGUCCAUGUCGGCCUACAGCCUCUCGUCCCUGAACAUGAGCAGUCUUCCCAGGAACGCUUAUCCCACCAGCCCUCGCAGCUCCAUGAUGAGGAGGAAGAACCGGAAAAAAGACUUCAAGAGUUCCUGUAAUGUCUCCUUGUCCCCCCAGUGUCCCCUGGCCUCCAGCACCGUGGGUCUGGCGGGACAGGUCGUCCACACGGAGACCACGGAGGUUCUGUUGCUAGGAGACGGGAUUAUGGGGUUUGGGCUGCAGCUUCAGGGUGGCGUCUUCGCUACGGAGACGUUGUCCUCCCCCCCGCUGAUCGCCUACAUCGACCCGGACAGCCCGGCCGAGAGGUGCGGGAUCAUGCAGAUCGGGGACAGAAUCUUGUCCAUCAACGGCGUCCCGACCGAAGACUCCACUCUGGAGGAAACGAACCAGCUGCUCCGGGACUCGUCCAUCACGGCCCGGCUCACGCUGGACAUUGAGUUCGACGUGGCUGAAUCCGUCAUCCCCAGUUCUGGAACGUUCCACGUGAAGCUGCCAAAGAAACCUGGAGUGGAGCUGGGGAUCACCAUCAGCUCUCCGUCCAACAGGAAACCAGGGGACCCGCUGAUCAUCUCCGACAUCAAGAAGGGCAGCGUCGCGCACAGGACAGGGACGUUGGAGCUGGGGGACAAGCUGCUGGCCAUCGAUAACGUCCGGGUGGAGAGCUGCUCCAUGGAGGAAGCCGUCCAGAUCCUGCAGCAGUGUGAGGAGCUGGUCAAACUCAAGAUCCGCAAAGACGAAGACAACUCAGAUGAACAGGAAGUGUCCGGCAGCAUCAUCUACACCGUGGAGCUGCAGCGGUACGGAGGUCCGUUGGGAAUCACCAUCUCCGGCACCGAGGAGCCGUUUGACCCGAUUAUCAUCUCCUCCCUGACCAAGGGAGGGCUGGCCGAGAGGACCGGAGCCAUCCAUGUGGGGGAUCGGAUCCUGGCCAUCAACAGCAGCAGCUUGAAGGGGAAGCCGCUGAGCGAAGCCAUCAGCCUUCUGCAACAGGCCGGAGAAACCGUCACCCUGAAGAUCAAGAAGCAGGGAGAGCUGUCCAGCCCCAAGUCCUGUGUGGUGGGUCCAGGUCUGGGUCUGGGUCUGGGGCCGGGGUUCCGCCAGGAGAACCCAGACGGGGAGGAAGAGCCGAUCGUCAUGGUGGCGCCUCCAGCCAACCAGAGAGCCUUCAGCACGCUGCCGUCGGUGGACGGAGCUGUGGACUCGUGGGACGGAUCCAACAUGGAGGGCAGUUUCAGCACCCCAGCUCCACCGUUCCAGUCGUCUCCCUACACCUUCCACGAGUGGAGAAACGUCAAGAUCAGCAACAUCCAACCUGCUGCUCGCCAGAGAACCAAUCAGCUGUCAGACCAGAGAACCAAUCAGCUGUCAGACCUGAGUGAUGACGACUGGGACCGGCCGCCGCCGGGGGGCGGCUCUAGAUUACCGACCGGGCUGAUCUCUGACAGCAGGUUCUCUGUAGGACAUGACGGGACCGACCCGGAGCAGGAGGAGAACUUCUGGUCUCAGGCUCUGGAGGAUCUGGAGACGUGUGGCCAGAGCGGCAUCCUGCGGGAGCUGGAGGAGUCUGGGAAGGAGAUGCAGCUGGUCCCUCUGGCGACCAUCAUGUCGGGCUCCACCCUCAGUCUGAACCACGACCCGACCCCCCAGCGCAGCACCCUGGGCCGGCAAGCUAGUUUCCAGGAACGCAGCAACUCCAAACCCCAGGUGACCCCUCGCUCCAACACUCUGCCCUCGGACCCGCAACGCCGGGCGUUUGCCAUGAGGAAGAUGAAGCAGGAAGUCAACGACAUCUUAAACCAGAACCCUGUGGAACUCCACAAGCUCACGCUGGAGAAGGACUCGGACCUGGAGGACUUCGGUUUCAGUGUUUCUGACGGUUUGUUGGACCGCGGCGUCUACGUUAACAACAUCCGGCCCGGAGGCCCGGCGGACCGCGGUGGCCUCCGGGCCUACGACCGGAUACUGCAGAUCAACCACGUCCGGACCCGGGACUUCGACUGCUGCCUCGUCGUUCCUCUGAUCGCUGAGUCUCCAAACCGGUUAGAGCUGGUUAUCAGCCGGAACCCCAGCUCUUCCUGCUGCUCCUCCCCGCUGGCCAAUCACAACGAUGGAACCACCAACCACCACUCCCCUCAGCCAAUCAGCAGCCACUCCCCUCAGCCAAUCAGCAGCGACGCCGGACGCUCGGACUCCUCAGGCGACCAGGGAGAAGACGACGGUCCAAUCAAGUGGAGCCAACCCGGAGACGGCUUGGGGGCGGGGCUUGAGGGGCAGCUUAUCAAUAAUUCCUUAUAGCAGACCGAAACUGUUUCAAACUGGAUUGAGCCGGUUGAGACCGGACUGGGAGGAGAAUCCUGCUACACUGUUUUAAACUGGUUUAAAUGUGUAUAAACUGGUUAACGUGGACGGAGCUGCAGAUGUUUGACCUGAAAGCACACGGACUGAAAUACUCCUCACACUUUCACUGGAUCCAGUUAUGGAACCAGAACUGUAAUUAUUGUCCGGUACCAGCGGUACCAGCGGUACCAGCGGUACCAACUAAACGGGUCCAGGAAGAGUCUGUGGUGUCGACACACUGGAGACAAACCGUUCAGGUUUCAAUGAAACCAGUCGGACAAACGAGGGUCCAGUCGUCCAGAAUGAUUGUGGUUCUGGUUCCAGAAGAACUGGAGCUGGAGUCACACUGGUUCUGGUCGUGGUGGUAAAAUGAACCAGUACCUACCCGGUCCAGGACCCGGUUCUGUUCCAGGACCUCGGUUUACCUGGUGUUUCUGGGACCAGAGUCCCGGCUACUGGUCAUACUGGUCCAGAAGUUUUAGUCUUAAUGGUUCCUGGUUCUGCUGAACCCAAGUCCCACUAGUGGUCUUACUGGUCCCAGGCCUGGUUCUGG
This is a messenger RNA of Cololabis saira (Pacific saury), 4185 nucleotides long. It is a transcript of the gene grip1, whose product is annotated as glutamate receptor interacting protein 1. NCBI's taxonomy places the organism in Eukaryota, Metazoa, Chordata, Actinopteri, Beloniformes, Belonidae. The record is from RefSeq and is a predicted model, not a curated record. The transcript is spliced from 27 exons. The coding region runs from base 6 to 3590 and encodes 1194 amino acids. Gene Ontology annotation, molecular function: nuclear glucocorticoid receptor binding. Gene Ontology annotation, biological process: neurotransmitter receptor transport, endosome to postsynaptic membrane.